Messenger RNA from Cyphellophora europaea CBS 101466, 2304 nucleotides. RefSeq lists its product as uncharacterized. The transcript has a single exon. The record is from RefSeq and is a predicted model, not a curated record. The coding region runs from base 1 to 2304 and encodes 767 amino acids. NCBI's taxonomy places the organism in Eukaryota, Fungi, Ascomycota, Eurotiomycetes, Chaetothyriales, Cyphellophoraceae.
AUGGCCCCGAGCCAGCAGAAACGUGAUCUUGCGGACUUUUUCAAACCCUACGCCCGCGCCAGGUUUCUCACAAAGCAGACGAUACCUCAGAAGCGCUCCUCACCACAGCCUAACGAGCAGGUCGAUGGUGCCAGCGACCCGCAGCGCAUCUCUCCUCCGCGCCCGUCUACGCCUCCGAGGAGGCGACCGCAAAAAGCAGUCUCCACGCCAAAGUCACCAUCACACAGCUCAAUAACCACACCCCGCUCCGAAACCCUUGCUAUUCGGACGCCUCAGAGCAGCAGGAUACUUCCUGGGCUUGCGCUUGCGCCUCCUCCAACCGAUAACCGCAAUCUAGAGGGUGCGCCUCCACCUGAAUACGACGCUACAGCAUAUUCAUCGGCUGGAUCGCCAUCGCCAACGCCAGCGAAUCAGAGGAAUGAGAGCACGGUGAAUCCCACCAUUUUACCGGCCUCGACGCAGACCAUAGUGAAGGAAGGCAAAGUCAUAGCAGUGAGAGACUCGGAUUCGGAUGACAAUGAGUCUCUAACGUCUCUCACCGACAUCUUUGGAUGGAGAAAAGAUGAUGAUGAGACUUCUGCUUCAUCGCCGCCCGAGCUCGAAGAGAAGAACCGUGAGGCGGAGAGGAUCAGUACCCUACGAUUGUUCACAAAUGGCCGGUCCGACCCAAUAGUAGGCAAACAAAAGAUCCGAGAGAUCCUAGCGAUGAAAGCGUCGAGAAAUAUGAGCAAAUACAUGACACAACAAGAAGCUCAUGUCAAAGCAGCUGGUGAGAUCAAAGAAGCACGGGAAAGAUACGAAAGCCACUUGCGGGAGCUUGAUCAGGAAGCGUCCACGGGUGAUCUCGUAUCUAAGCUGCAAGAGUAUGUGGGUGCCGAUGAGGGAGAGGCUGACCGGCUGAUGGGUGCUGUUCGUCGCACAGAGGCGCUAUCCGAGGAACCGUCUUUCUCCUUCUUCGGGCCCAAGGGAAUGAUAGACUGGGCUCUUGAAUCUUCUGCCGAAGUCGAUUUUCCGGCUGGAUCCGUGCCUCUCAACCUCUUCCGUAGUUAUGACGAUGACGGCCGCUCUCGCGCUUUCAUGUCCGGCUUCAUAUCCGAGUUGGCCAAUGAAGGAGUGCUUGACGAUCAGACGCUCACUUGGGCUUUCAAUGCGCUGCCAACAGAGCCGAACUACAGUUUACGCUACGCCUAUCUCGAAUCCUUAGAGCAAGGAGCCCGGAGUUGGGCUCGAACCAACAUCACGGCAACCGAUGUUCAAGCCUGUUUCAGGGCAAUAGGUGCACACUCAUCAAGUAUUGAUUCGAGUACGCACCUCGAAGCCAGACAACAUCCCCGUCAACGCCCACCCCUGAUGCCCAGAGAGCUUAUUUCUGUGCUGGAGGUCUUUAUCAGGAUGUCUCCUCAUAUGGGCUUUGAAGCCCUGAGUAUGCUGUCUUCAAUACUGUGUCGGAUCGCUAUCGACGCCUACGUUAUGGCUGACUCACGAAUCGCAGCAAAGGUUGAAUUGCUCUUUCAAGGCCUUUUAGGUGGCAACCUAGCGACAGAAGCAGCACUCCAUGUGGCGUCGCAUAUGUUCACCGAUAUGGUCGCAAACCUGAUGGAUCCGACACUACAGGCGCUUCUUCUUGAGCACAUCCCCCCGGGAACUCCUCUGCAAUGCAACGUCCGCAUGAACUUAGCGCAUGCAUUCCUGCUCGGUGUUACCAGCAGCAGCAACAGCAGCCUCUCUUUCGCACAGCCCGCCAAAGUUGACUUGCCUGCGCUUACUACUCUGAUCAGUACGUCCGACGACUAUGCUACCGCCAAGCACCGUACCACACUGAAUUACACGCAACUCCGCGCCCGCAUCACUAUUCUAGACAUAGCCGUCUCCAACGGUGGCAUCCCCGAUGCUUUUCCGACACCACAGUUCGCAAGCGUCAAAGACUUCAAUCGCGAGGUUGAUGGGUUGGCGGCCGCUCUUCGCAGAACCACCACUGCCAUUGCCGACACGGGCGCGACCCACAUGAAGCGCACAGAAGCAAAGGAGAAGUUGGAGGGUGUGUAUCGCCGAUUACUCUACGCGGUGAGGACGGAACCGCCUCCGAAAAAGCACAUCUUUGAUCAAGUGACGGGCAAGUACGGGGACGGAGACGAGGUGAGAGCCGUCGGGCGAGGCAGGGCGAUCAUGCAGGGAUUUCUGGCCAAGGUCAAGGAAGACCAGGUUGAGGGCAAGAUCAAAGAGGAGAAAUUCUGGACCCCGAGCUCAGGGAGUACGCAGGUCUUUGAAGAGGCCUCCGAGAGGCUGUCUGAAGAUCCGACCUAA